This is a messenger RNA of Trichoderma aggressivum f. europaeum, 2361 nucleotides long. RefSeq lists its product as uncharacterized. The transcript is spliced from 5 exons. The record is from RefSeq and is a predicted model, not a curated record. Gene Ontology annotation, molecular function: RNA binding; flavin adenine dinucleotide binding; ribonuclease T2 activity. Bases 1 to 2361 code for a protein of 786 amino acids. Lineage: Eukaryota; Fungi; Ascomycota; Sordariomycetes; Hypocreales; Hypocreaceae.
AUGCUAUGGCCGUAUCACACACGCCUGACCUUGGUCUUGGUGGCAUUGGCGUGUCUAGUCGCUGGUGCUGCCGCCUCAUGCACUGGAUAUUCGGACAGUUGUGCCUCCAACCCGAUUCCGCACAAUCGGUUUACUGCCGUCAACUAUCACGUUGAUACGUGCAACCUUAAGUGGACGCGAGGAUGCGCCGUCUUGGGUAAAAAAGCAUGGAGCAGAAACCACCGCCCUUCUCUCUCUGGUAUGCAGAAUAACUUCGCUCCAGGCUCACCUAAAGUCACGCUGCACGGACUAUGGCCAAGCUCUAUAGGUGGGAGCGGAGAUAAGAAUCAGCCCUAUAGCUGUAAGCAUGGUUCAGAAUUCGACGAAUCGUACCUCGAAAUCUUUGGAGCCCUGUUGCGUUACUAUUGGCCGACCGACUCCAAGUACAACAACACCAUGCAGUGUUUCAUCCUGUCCGAGUGGAUGAAGCACGGCAUGUGUGCCGUCAUACCUGGUGCUGACGGGAGCGCUUUUCGCCUGCCACAAGAAGCAUACUACCGCACGGCUUUUGUGCUGACCAAUGAGUACAACGCCAACCCGGCUCUGCGAAGACGGCUGCAGGAUAUAGAACCGAUCAUCAGUGCCAGCUGCGUGCAAUGUGCGUAUCUCGCCACAAUCGGAUGGACGGAAAGCACGCCCUUAUCCCUAAACAUGCGCUUACGAGCCUCGAUCCGACUGACAAAUUGUAUUGAAAAACUGUGUGGCCUCGAGGUGGCUUUCUUCGCGUGUAAUCACACCGGCGCCCCGGCACCCGUCGACUUUUACGCCGCAAUGGACACUCCUAACUGUGGUAACUUCCUCAUGUUUCGCUGUAAGUCAUCUUCGGCCCCGUGUUGUGUCUUCUCUCCCAACAUCAACCCUGCCGCCGCUCCACUGCAGCACUCAGCGGUCAGCAAGGCGUCUAAGCUCAGCUCUCUGAGCCCAUAUCAGCCGGGCAUUGCCGGAGUACCUUUGGCGCUGCUGGGCAUAUGGCGCUCACUCCAAGUAUCCAACCACUACCAAGAGAGACUGGCUCGAUGGAACUUCACUGCCAAUGGCCAGGCAUCGUUGGAAUGGCCGAAUUACCCAAGUCGCGGAGUGCAGCGCUACGUAGUCACCCAUUCAGACGAUGGUCGCAAUACAAUAUUCCUCGCCAGUACCAGUGGCAGCAUCUCCACCUGCCACUUCCAGUUCCAAUAUCAUCCUGUAUAUUCCUACGCUACCAUUCGUUGCGGAGCGCUGAAUCGACUGGCGCCAGAUGAUUUGGCAGAAAGCUUCCUCCCGCCGCACACGCAAUGGGCUAUAGGUCGUUGCAACCCAUGCAGCUUACACUGUUCCUACUCCUGUGGCCCUGAGAACGACUACUGCGGAGCGGGUUCAUGCGACCCUGCCAAGACGGUGCCAUCCACCCACCCCCCACGGCCACGCGAGGUUACAGAUCUGCUCAAGGUACGCCACGAUUGGUGCACGCCUGAUGACUCCAGCUGCUGGCCCACCAAGACAACCAUCCAAGAGCUGGAGCAAGAGUUAGACCCCAAUGAACCAAGGCUCGGUCUCCAGUGGACUGGCUACCCGCAGCCGCAGCCCGCACCGGUGCCGACCGGCUCCUUCAACAACCAAUCCUGUUAUGGUCUGGGGAAUACGGCUAUGGGGUUCAAGGCCUUGUAUUAUUAUGUGGAUGUGGAUGAGAUGAGACGCUCAUGCUUCAAGCCAUCCAGCAACUCCACAGAAUGGAACAACGUGUCAGACAUGUGCAAGGCGGCUCUCCACCAGAAUGAGUACCGAGAUUGGAAUCCAUUCAUUGUGGUGUUCCCUCUCAACGAGCGACAUGUUGCCAGAGCCUUGAGCUUCGCCGUCCGCCACCGGAUAUGCAUCUCCACUUCCGGUUCGGGCCACGAGUACAACAGUCGCAACUCCUGCCCGACCGGUGGAAUCCUCAUUCAAGUCAGCACGCAGGCAGCAUUCUUCAUCGACACUUCCAAUUAUACGACCGGCGGUCUAUGCGCAGUCACAUGGAAAUUCAAUGUUGAAUAUUUCUACGCAGGAGGAGAGAAAGAGCCGAAUUACCGUCUUUUCCGCGACCGACUCAAGUCAGUGCUGGAGGUGACGGCCAUAGAGGAGCGUAACUUCAAGUCAGCCUUUGACUACGUGCUCAGCAUGCCGGCCGACAAAUUCCUACUCUCCGUCGGUAACCCCCUCCCUACUCCGCACCCGCCUUCUGACAAUGCUACUGGCUCCCAAAACUCGGUUUUUGUCUCACGACCGACAAGGCAUGGAAACAAAGUUCGCCCCCACAAUGAUGGAGGUGCUGGAUAUUUGUGUGACAUCCUUGAUGCAUCCUGA